This is a messenger RNA of Megachile rotundata (alfalfa leafcutting bee), 2229 nucleotides long. Its product is annotated as nicotinamidase. Lineage: Eukaryota; Metazoa; Arthropoda; Insecta; Hymenoptera; Megachilidae. The record is from RefSeq and is a predicted model, not a curated record.
GUUCGUGUGCUAAAAAAAAAUUACGGACACAGACUAUAUACGAAAAUAUUUUUCUUUAUUUCCUGUAAGAAUAUCAACUGAAACAAGUAUUUGAAAGAAGUUUUUGAUUAUCAUUGUAAAUCAGCAAUUUAUCUAAUAAAUCUUUAGAAAUCAAAGCGUUGUUUUUGGAAGAUACACUUAGAAAUCUAAGCGUUGUCUACAGAUAUUGAUCGAUCGUCAGUUAGUAGCUGGUACGCGUUACGAGCGUUUUGCUUAAAACUAACCUUGUAAAAUAAGUUGUUUUAACAAUUAUCAACAAAAGAAUCGUACAUCAAUUGUAUGCGAAUACAAGUUUUCACUUGUGAACAUAUUACGGCGAAACAGCAUAAACAUAUUAUCUACAACUACAUACAAGUGAAAUUUUACGUCAGGAUACAAGCUGGUUUUGCCACCGGUAACCGUGUUUCUUGUAGAUGAUGGGAACAAGAGAUACCCAAUCAAUAGUGAAUUCAAUUUGCGCGAAAAAGCGGCGCCCUAUGGAAAAAUUUUUAACCGAUUUCGAUUUGAAAGAACAGAACAAUUUAAAUUAUACGAACUUUCGGUCGAUUUGCGUGGCACUUUUCCAAUCGGAUGAACUCGAAAAGGAAGAAUGGAGAAUUCAAGAAAUUUUCAAUUUAUUCGAUCGCGACAAAGAUGGCAUUUUAAAGGACCAAGAAUGGACGAUAUUCAACGAUUGGUUGCGAAUCAUUUUUGAACCUGUAAAGGCACUUCUUGUCGUCGACGUGCAAAAUGACUUUAUCGACGGAUCUUUAGCCCUCCGUCGAUGCGGCUGCAAUCAGGAUGGAGUUGAUGUAAUUGAGCCGAUAAAUCGUUUGAUAAGGAAGGGACAUUUUGAUAAUAUUAUUUACUCUUUGGAUUGGCACCCAGAAAAUCAUAUCAGUUUUUAUGAAAAUUUACACCUACGCGACUUGCAUUCGGAUUCAAAAGUGACCAAGGAGAAUGCAAAGCCAUUUAGUACCGUAAUUUUUGUGGAGCCUUAUCUGGAACAAAUACUUUGGCCGAAGCAUUGCGUCAUGAACACAUGGGGAGCACAGUUGCACAAAGACCUUGUCAUUGCGACAGCUUCGGAACAGGUACGCAAAGGCCAACAUCCAGAUUUGGAAGCUUACUCGGUAUUUUACGAUAAUAAUUCGAAGGACUCUAUGGAAUUGCAAACGAUCCUCCGUAAAUCAGGCGUCACGCACCUAUAUGUAUGUGGUUUGGCUUACGACAUUUGUGUAAAAGCCACUUGUUUAGAUGGACUUCGAUUAGGAUACGCAUUAGCCGUUAUCGAUGACUGUUGCCGUGGCGUGGACGCAAAUAACAUCGAGACCACCAAGAAACUGAUUGCUGAAAACGGAGGUUUGAUCACCGACAGUAACGAUGUGCUGUCGUUGGUGAACGAGGGAAAACGAAGUCUUAUCAUGAGCCAUCAAUCUGCAAAAGCUGUGACCUCAAUUCCGGCCUUGGAUACAUCCGUGGAUGGUUCUGAGUGAUAUCAGACGAGAGGACAAGAAAUGAGCAGGAUGCUUUGAAACGAGUAUGGCAAGAAACGAGCUGAAGCCAUAGAACAUAACAUUCAAAUGGGUCUAAGUUACAGGAGAGUAGAAAUUAUUAGAACCGAUAUAUGUCAAGAUAAUUAUUACUCUAGAAUUUAUUUAGAAAUGAACUUUCUUUUCCUUGCAGUAUGUUUUAAUGCUUUCAUGAUAAAUAUGUAAAGAUACAGUAUUUUAUUAAAAAGGAGAAGAAAGAAAUAGUAUGUGACUAGUCUUAAGAUAAAAGAUCAUGAAGGAAAUCUAAGAAUCUUAUAUCUCUUAUUGACUAGUAACUAUUUCUCAAGACAACAUAUCUCGCAAUAGUCUUAAAUUCCUAGUUUAACUAAAUUAAUUUCAUUAGUUUUAAUAAUUUAUAUUUAAGUCCUAUCAUACAUAAGAUUAUAUGUUAAAAUUACUGAAUAUUAGAUCAGGGAUGAUGGUACCUUCACGGUUUAAAUAUAUUUAUGUACAUAGUACACAGUAUAGUGGUCACCGAAUAUGCAUAUCUAAUAUAUAUAAUAUUUUAAUACAAUAUACUUUAACUUAUAUCAGAACAAUAUUCAGGGAAAUGAAAGUAAUGCUGGUACUUAAUAUAGAAAUAAUUUUAUUUAUGUAAAGCAUUAAUUUAUUUUAAAACUACUUGCCAGAACAUUCAGUAGCGUGUAAGAAAUCUCGC